Molecule: messenger RNA, 1974 nt
Organism: Suncus etruscus (white-toothed pygmy shrew)
Lineage: Eukaryota; Metazoa; Chordata; Mammalia; Eulipotyphla; Soricidae
Exons: 2
Coding region: 1-1974 (657 amino acids)
Biological process (GO): G protein-coupled receptor signaling pathway
Cellular component (GO): membrane
Molecular function (GO): olfactory receptor activity; G protein-coupled receptor activity
Source: RefSeq, a predicted model, not a curated record
AUGCUACUGAUGAAACAUUUUGAGGAACAGAGAAAAAUGCCCCAUUGGAACUGUAGAAUAAGAAAUAUUCUCAUAAUUUCUCUCUCUGUAAAGGAAAUUACAAACCUAACCAGCAUCUCUGACUUCCUGCUCCUGGGCUUCUCUCAACACCCUGAACAGCAGCCUCUCCUGUUUGUUCUCUUCCUGGGCAUGUACCUAGUCACUGUGUUAGGGAACGUGCUCAUCAUCCUGACCAUUGGCUCUGACCAUCACCUCCACACCCCUAUGUACUUCUUCCUGGCUAAUCUGUCCUUCAUUGACACCUGCUUCUCCUGCACCAUUGUGCCCAAGGUGCUAGUGAGCCUCCAGACACAGCACUACACCAUCUCCUACACUGGAUGCCUCCUGCAGAUGUAUUUCUUCAUGGCUUUGACCCUGCUGGCCGUCAUGGCAUAUGACCGCUAUGUGGCCAUCUGCCUUCCUCUCCACUACACCUUGAUCAUGCAUCCCCAACGCUGCCUGCUCCUGGUCACCACCUGCUGGCUCUGCUCCCACCUCCUGGCCUUCUCACUCACUCUCCUUGUGUCUCAAUUCUCUUUUUGUGCCUCCCAUUCUAUCCCACAUUUCUUCUGUGAUCUUCUCCCACUCCUUCAACUUUCUUGUUCAGACACCUGGAACUUCCAGCUCAUGAUGUUUGCUGAAGCAGCCCUCUCUGGGGUGGUGCCCCUCACCUAUGUCCUGAUUUCUUAUGGCCACAUCAUCCACACCAUCCUCAAGGUCCCUUCAGCUGGGGGCAAGCACAAAGUCUUCUCUACCUGUGGAUCUCAUCUAACUGUGGUUACUGUUUUCUAUGGAACACUCUUUCUGGUGUAUUUCCAGCCCUCUUCCUCCUACUCAGCUGAUACUGGGAUGAUGGCUUCUGUGGUAUACACAAUGAUCACCCCCAUGAUUAACCCCUUUAUCUAUAGCCUGAGAAACAGAGAUAUAAAAGGGGCUUUGUGGAGACUCUUUGGCAGAGAUAAGGUCCUUUAUCUCCUGUCAUUCCUCUCUUGCAAGGAAAUUACAAACCUAACCAGCAUCUCUGACUUCCUACUCCUGGGCUUCUCUCAACACCCUGAACAGCAGCCUCUCCUGUUUGGCCUCUUCCUGGGCAUGUACCUGGUCACUGUGUUGGGGAACCUGCUCAUCAUCCUGGCCAUUGGCUCUGACCAUCACCUCCACACCCCUAUGUACUUCUUCCUGGCUAAUCUGUCCUUCAUUGACACCUGCUUCUCCUGCACCAUUGUGCCCAAGUUGCUGGUGAACCUCCAGACACAGCAUUACACCAUCUCCUACACUGGGUGCCAUGUACAGAUGUACUUUUUUAUGGCAUUGGCCCUACUGGAUGACUUCCUGCUGGCUGUCAUGGCAUAUGACCGCUAUGUGGCCAUCUGCCUUCCUCUCCACUAUACCUUGAUCAUGCAUCCUCAACGCUGCCUGCUCCUGGUCACCACCUGCUGGCUCUGCUCCCACCUCCUGGCCUUCUCACUCACUCUCCUAAUGUCUCAAUUCUCCUUUUGUGCCUCCCAUUCUAUCCCGCACUUCUUCUGUGAUCUUCUCCCACUCCUUCGACUUUCUUCUUCAGACACCUGGAACUUCCAGCUCAUGAUGUUUGCUGAAGCAGCCCUCUCUGGAGUAGUGCCCCUCACCUGUGUCCUGAUCUCUUAUGGCCACAUCAUCCACACCAUCCUCAAGGUCCCUUCAGCUGGGGGCAAGCACAAAGUCUUCUCUACCUGUGGAUCUCACCUGACAGUAGUUACUCUCUUCUAUGGAGCUGUCUUUCUGGUGUAUUUCCAGCCCUCCUCCUCUUACUCGGCUGAUACUGGGAUGGUGGCCUCUGUGAUAUACACAAUGGUUACUCCUAUGCUGAACCCUUUUAUAUACAGUUUGAGGAACAAGGAUAUAAAAGGUGCUUUGUGGAAAUUUCUUGCCUGGAGUAAAUGCACCAACCCGUGA